Messenger RNA from Glycine soja, 1325 nucleotides. Its product is annotated as heavy metal-associated isoprenylated plant protein 39-like. Lineage: Eukaryota; Viridiplantae; Streptophyta; Magnoliopsida; Fabales; Fabaceae. The record is from RefSeq and is a predicted model, not a curated record. The coding region runs from base 396 to 908 and encodes 170 amino acids. The transcript is spliced from 3 exons. Gene Ontology annotation, molecular function: metal ion binding.
UCACUCUGUUUCUCAUGUCAUGGCCUAUAACCCUCCACUUGUUACCAUUACAUUAUUUUCUGUAAAUAUUAUUACUCAUUACAUAGUACUACAUCUUCAUAGUUGUUGAUGUUUUCCUCCUCUCCCUAGCUUUUUCUUUUCUCUCUCCUAUUCUGCAAUUUCGGAUUUUCCGGUAUUAAAAUGUUUCCAACUCCUCACUCUCUGUCUUUUUCAACAUAGAGAGCAUUAUUCGAUUUCGUAUUGCACUCUCUCAUCUCAUCUCCCAUUCUCAUUCUAGCUAACAUCCCCUUUUCUUCUUCUCACUUCUCUCCAAGUUUUUUCUUCACAUUUCUCUGCCUUUGAUCUGCACACACAACAACAUCCCUCUAAAAAACAUAGAGGGAUAAAAUAAAAACAUGAAGAAAUUUGUACUCAAGUUAGAUUUGCCAGAUGACAAGGCAAAGCAGAAGGCCCUGAAAACAGUUUCAACACUUUCAGGGAUUGAUGCCAUCUCUAUGGACAUGAAGGAGAAGAAAUUAACAGUGAUAGGAACAGUUGAUCCAGUGAAUGUUGUGAGCAAACUCCGCAAGUAUUGGCAGACAGACAUACUCUCAGUAGGUCCAGCAAAGGAGCCCGAGAAGAAAGAGGAGCCAAAGAAAGAAGAGAAGAAAGAGGAGCCAAAGAAAGAGGGUGAAGCCAAAAAGGAAGAGGAGAAAAAGGAAGAGCCUAAGAAAGAAGAAGAGAAGAAGGAAGAGCCAAAGAAAGAAGAAGAGAAGAAGGAAGAGGAGAAGAAGAAAGAGGCACCACCCCCUCCACCAGACCCAGUUUUAGAGCUGGUCAAGGCUUAUAGGGCUUAUAAUCCCCACAUGACCACAUACUACUAUGUUCAAAGCAUGGAAGAGAAUCCUAAUGCUUGUGUCGUUUGUUAAAUACCAAGCUGUGGAAGAAAACAUGAGGAAAGGAAGACAUAUAUAAAAAUAUAUAUCAAACUUUCUCUAUUUGCAAUGGAAUCAAUCAGGUCAAUUUCUCUUUCAUGAAUCCUGGGAGUUCAUAAUAUCAAGAUAGAAAGAAACAAACAAACUCCUUUGUAUAUAUUUUGGUGGUGGUGUCUCCUCUAGUUUUGUUCUGGGACAUUAGCAAUGUGUAGAGAGUAGGAAUAAAAUUUUGGGAGAUUUGUUUUGACAAUGAUCACAAAUGUAAUCAUAUACUAUUAUGUUAAUUUCCUUUUUUUUUUAAGUUGCUGCCUGCAUGUAUACAGUAUUAGUGGAAUCAGCAAUUAGUAAUUUUGUACGUUGCUGAUGCCAACAGGAAUUUAUGAGAAGAAAAAAAGAGAUUGAAAACGCCAA